Messenger RNA from Daldinia caldariorum, 2072 nucleotides. Its product is annotated as tannase and feruloyl esterase. Bases 142 to 1821 code for a protein of 559 amino acids. The record is from RefSeq and is a predicted model, not a curated record. Lineage: Eukaryota; Fungi; Ascomycota; Sordariomycetes; Xylariales; Hypoxylaceae. The transcript is spliced from 3 exons.
UACCUAGGUCUUGUCAUAGCACCCCAUGAUUCUAGAUCUGUGUCAUGCCGUCUGACUCUAUAAGUAUCUGCAAGCUGCUGCCAGCUAUACUGAGUUACUGAUCAUCGGUAAGGCCACUUGAAUUUUACCGGAUUUACCCAAAUGGUUUCUCUACUAGUUCCGGCCCUUUGGGUCCUGUUAAGCUUUUUUGCGUAUCAUGCUAACAGCACGCCGUAUGCAGGGCGACCUCGCCAAUCUGCAGGAUGUACUGUAAACUAUUUUCAAGGAAUUGUCCCUUCCGGCAUCUCGAUACAGAGUGUUCAGCAUGUCACUACCGGAUCCUUCUCAGAGCGAGGAAAUCUAGGCUAUCCUACGUUUCCAUCCGGGCUACCGUCGCUCUGCGCGAUUAUAGUCAAGAAUGACACGGCAAACUACCGCUUCGGGAUGUUCCUUCCAGAUACCUGGAACUCGAAACUCCUCGUCAUCGGGAGCUACGCGUUCCUCGGCGGCAUCAACUGGCUCGACAUGGGGGCCGGAGUCCAGUAUGGAGUUGCUACUCUCGCUACCGACACUGGACAUAACUCGGGCGCGGGAGAUAUGACAUGGCCAACUACUAACCAGCUACGGGUCAACUGGGCCUACCAGGCAUUGGAAGGUUCUAUAACCCUGGGGAAGAAACUUAUUCAGUCUUACUACAAUGACCGGCAGAUUGCGUAUUCGUAUUAUAGCGGUUGCUCAACCGGAGGUAGACAAGGUCUCAAGCAAAUCCAGAGAGACCCUGACAUGUUUGAUGGGGCCUUAAUUGGGGCCCCUGCAUGGGACACGAAGAACUUGAUGCCGUGGAUCUCUAGGCUGGCGAUGUGGAAUCUCCCAGAAGAUGCCGACGGGAGCAUCAGUGACCAGGGCCUCUUGUCGCGGCUGCAGGCGGAGGUGUUGAAGCAAUGCGACCCUCUAGAUGGUAUGCAAGACGGCAUCGUUAGCUCGCUGUCAGCAUGCAGGGAACAGUUCGACAUUUCCCAGAUAAGCUGUGACGUGUCGACCAACAAGACAUCUUGCUGGACCCAAGCGCAGAUAGAGACAGUCCAGAAGAUGUACAGUGACUACAUCACCGAAGAUGGCGAGUUUGUGUAUAAGGGAUUAGACUACAGCUCCGAGGCGGAAUGGGGGACGUUCCUCAUGCCAGCAGCCCUGAACGACGCAAACAACGUACGAAGGAACUUCGAUGCGCAAUACGAACGAACGUUUAUGAACUACGGGAGUCGCUGGCAGAUCACUUCAUAUAACGACAGCGUUGUGGAUGAUUCCAGAGCCCGUGAUAAGAAAUCGGUGCAGGCCUCCGCGGAUCAGUUCGACCUUGGCAGCUUCAGGGACAAAGGGAAAAUCAUUAUGUACGGCGGGCUUGCAGACGCCACCGUGCCUGUGCAACACACGACGCUGUACUACGACAGUACGGUCGAAGCGAUGGGAAACGUUGAUGAUUUCUUCCGAUACUUCCAGAUCCCAGGCAUGGGUCACUGCUGGACGAGUCCCACCAGUUCCAAAUACAACGUUCCGUGGAUGAUAGGUGGCGCCGGCCAAGCAGCGCAGGUGCCACCUUAUACUGCCGGUUCUUCGGUCCCCGGCUUCAAGGACAAGGAGCAUGACGCCCUGCUGGCCUUGAUGGACUGGGUCGAGAACGGCAAUGCUGUGUCCCAGAUCAUCGCGACGGGAUUCAAUUUCACCGAUUCCACUGGGCAAUCGGUUAGGGUGCAUAGGCAGCGUCCCCUCUGUGCGUAUCCGCGCGCAGCAACGUACGAUGGCCAAGGUCUUCAGAAUGACGCUUCUAGUUGGCAAUGUACAUGAACGCUCGCAGGCUUCAAUAAAGGCACUAUAUCGUCCUCCUCGCAAACUGCCAUCCCGGGAUAAAUGUGAGUUUAGGUAGGUACCUAUGCUUAUAAGAAGUAUUAUAAGCAGUAUUUCAGUUUGUAUCCGAGAAGGACAAGAGUAUGUACAUAGUAUGAGGGAGGGCGAAUUAUAUAAUUACUUGAAUAAGAAAUAAAUAGUGUAAGGAAUGGUGAUGAGGUAAUUGAACUACCUGGUAUUUUAGGUACUGU